Molecule: messenger RNA, 4210 nt
Organism: Hylaeus anthracinus
Lineage: Eukaryota; Metazoa; Arthropoda; Insecta; Hymenoptera; Colletidae
Product: tonsoku-like protein
Exons: 6
Coding region: 250-4053 (1267 amino acids)
Molecular function (GO): protein binding
Source: RefSeq, a predicted model, not a curated record
CGAUUAUUCGAACUUUUACUGUCUUAAGAAUUUAGCUACAUUUCUUUAUCAACUGCAUGUUAUGCAUUAUGAAGCUUUUAAACUAGCAUUCGAUAUUUUUCACACGUGAUUGUGUCUUUGGUUAUGUUUGGCUUUGUGUUUACGCGACAACAUGUUUUCGAACAGAAAGAAAAUUUGAGCAGAACUAAACAGAACUCUGUAAAUUGAAUGUGAUUCACUUGUGUUUGUAAUAAGUUACGUUCUUACACGAUGGAUACAGAACGAUUACUUAAGAAGAAGAAACGGGUCAAGCGAGAUGGCAAUCUUCAGCAGUGGGCUGAAGUUGUUAAAGAACUUGGAGACUUAUACUUUGAAACUGGAAAGUUAGAAGAUGCUUUACAAGAGUAUACAGAACAGUUAGAGGUUUGCAGUAUCUUAGAAGACAAACUGAACAUCGCUGUAGCCCAUAGAAUGAUAGGAGAGAUACAUGCAGAUCGUGGCAACUAUGAGGAAGCGUUGAAGUAUCAGAACCACUAUUUGGAAGGAGCCAAGGAGAUAAACAAUUUAUUAGAGGAACAACGAGCUUAUGCUACUCUAGGUAGGACAUACUUUUGCUGGGCUGAAAGCUUACCUGAAAAGUCUGAGAAGAAAACUGAAGUUCUCAUAAAUGCAAAGAAAGCAUAUGUGAAGAGUAUACGACUUUGCAACAAAUUGGGGGAUACAGAUAUAGACUUGAAAGAAUUGAUUACAAUGCGAGCACGGUUGCUAUUAAAUCUAGGUUUGGUACUAGAAACUCAGAAGGAGCACCAACAGGCUGUCGAUUUAAUGGAGAAAGCUGCUGCAUUAUGCGAAACACAUAACUUGCAAGAAGAUUUUCAUAGAACACAAAUUGCUCUGGGUGGAAUUUAUGAUCGGCAACGCAACUAUGAUUCAGCGUUAAAACACUUUGAAACUGCCACUGAAGUUGAUAAUCCGUCUUUGAAAGCUGAAGCUCAAUUGUUACAAGGAGAAUUACUUUUAAGAAUGGAAAGAUGGAGUGAAUCACGCAAGAUAUUGGUUUCCCUUUAUGUUACAGAUAACUUACCUCAAAAUGUUAAAAACCAAGUAGAAAAAACUCUCAGAAUAGUGGCAACAUUGAACGCGACUGAGGAAGCUCUAAAGACAGAAGAAAGUAUAAGCGGCAGACUGAAGCUUUACGAAAAUCUAGGAGAUGCUGCUGUUGCUGUGCAUUGUUUCGAGAAAGCCAUCGAUUAUUACAGAAAGAUGCUUAAAUGCGCGGAAGAAAUCAAAAGCGAUCGUAUAGAUGCAGCUUUGUUAAGUCUAGCGCAAACUUUAAAGGAUGUAGGACGAUACAACGAAGCGUUAGAUUUUGCACACAGGGAACUAAAACUUUGCACGGACUCGCGUGAAAUUUGUAGAUCUGCGUUAUUCUUAGCAGAUUUAUUGGUAGCCACUAAAGCGACGGACGAUCAAAUUCAAGAAAUUUACGAUUUAGCUUGGAAUAAUGCAAAAGUUUGUGCUGAUGUUUCUUUGGAAGCGUCCGUCUUAAAAGAACAAUUGAAUUAUUUUAUCAACUCUGGAAAAACCGAAGACAUAAAAAUGAUCCAGGAGAAACUGGAUAUGCUGGAAGAAGCAUCCAAUUGUUCCGAUAGCGAAGACGAGUUAGAAGAAAAUGAUAUUGGUGCAAACAUUUGCUUAGAAGAUUUGUCGGAUGUAGAAACUGAAUUGAGAGCUAAAGAAAAUGGUAGAAUAAAUAGAAAACGAACCAAAAGAAAACUGGUUACGAUAAAAAAAAAUGAAAAGGGCGAAACACUGCUUCACGUAGCUUGCAUUAAUGGAAAUAUCGAAGCUGUAGAAAAAUUACUGGUGGAUGGUCAUCCAUUGGAUGUUAGAGACAAUUUUGGGUGGACUCCUCUUCAUGAAGCUGCUAAUCACGGAUUCGUGGAGAUUGCCAAGUUAUUGUUACAGCACGGUGCGAACGUGAAUGAUCCUGGAAGCAUCAUGUGUCAAGGAGUCACACCUCUUCAUGAUGCAGCAUCUUGUGGCAAUCUUUCUAUGAUGAGACUUUUAAUGGAACACGGAGCAAAUGUGGAACUUGUAGCGAAUGAAGAUGAUACUGUAUUAGAUUGUUUAGAGCAGUGGAAAGAUCGUGUUGAUUAUUUGUCUUCCGAUGACGAAGCUGACUACAACGAAAUGCAUAAAAGAUUGUCUGCUCUCAUACCAGCGAACAAAAGGAAGAAAUGCAAACAAUCAAAUAAAUCGUCACGCAGUUUAAAAAGUUUAAUCGAUGAUCGGAACAGUAACGUGGAGAAAGUAUCCGCUGGUGAAGAUUAUAAAAGAACUAUAGCUAGUUUAAAGCAUAGGAGUGACCCAAUCGGAGCAACUUUGACUCGUGCUAAACGCAUCGUAAAUCCACUUUUGAACAACGAGGAGGUCCUUUUGGAUGAUUGGUUGGAGGACGAUAUUAACGAAAGCAUUAGUGACAAAAGAUGUUCAGAUGAAAGAAAUGUAACUUUAACAAUAAAAAGGAAGUCGAGUAACGGUGAUAUCGAUCAAGAGCAGAAUUUAAAGCGGCAGAGAACAAAGAUUCAAAGUCCUAUAGUAAACGAUGAAGAACUUGAUCUAACAGAGGAAGAAAGUAAUGAUAGUAGUAAUACCGAAAUAAUCAAUUCUUUUGAAGUACGCAAAUUUCGGAAGAAAAAACAACAGAUGUCUUUAUUAUCAAUUGGUUUUACGAAAGACCCCGUUUCUCGAACACCUUCACCCGUAAACUCUUCUCCCGCGGAAUUUGACUUAAAAGAAGCUGAUUUGAUAAUAAAAUCUAUCAUCUUAAAUGUUUCUAUCGAGGGGAAAGUAUUCCAAACACAGGCGGAACUCUCAAAUACAUCGAAACCAUCGGUGCAAAAUAUUUUAACAGAUAUCGAAAAGAAAUUUUAUGAUGACAGCGGGUGUAGAGCGAAGCUUGAUUUAAAAACUAUGAAUGGCAUCACGAUAAAUUCCAAUAAUGUAUUUACGAUUUUGAACGAAGGAGAUAUUAUUAAGAAUUUUAAAUGUGAGGUGAUUGAAUUGGAGACACCGUCCAUCGUUGAACGAUAUAGGACUAUUUGUACAACUCAUAACAUAGAUGUUCGUGAAUUCAUAUCAAAGUGUUUGAAGUCGUGCGAGAAUACGCUCAUCUUACGGUUAAAGCAGGAUAUCAGUAAAAAAGAACUCGUGUGCGUGUUAAAAACCUUAGAAUAUCAAAAGAACGUUCAAAUAUUAGAUAUGUCCAAUAAAGAAUUGCACGAAGCAGGGGAUAUUCUGAAUGACUGUAUUUUGAAGUUGUCGACCUUGCAAGAAUUGUGCCUUCAAGGAUGUGAUAUUGAUUCGAUGUGUUUAAGUAAAUUACAAAAGCUACCCUCGCAACUUAAAUUUCUAGAUCUCAGUUAUAAUCCACUUGGAUCAGCAAGCGAAGAAGCACUUUGUAAACUCAUAAUUCCUUUGACUCAACUUCAAACUCUAAAUUUACGAUAUUGUCAACUGCCUAACAUCCGAUUUCUUUCAAGUAAUAGUACCUUGGUGAAUUUGGACGUUUCUUGGAAUAAUUUGAAUGGAAAUGAACUUUGUUCCUCCUUACAGAGACAGUUGCUUAAUUUAAAUUUGUCAUGUACAGCUGUUUCAACUAAAUUUAACUUAGUCAAAAGCAUUUUUAAUAAUACGAAUGUUUCGUUCACAAACUUGGAAUGUUUAGAGCUCGUUGAAUGUGAUUUAUUGGAUUCUAAUGUAAGAAAUAUUUUAUCGCAAGCGUCGAAUCUUUCUAAACUGGUGCUCAGAGGAAAUAGAGACGUAGGUAGCCAAUCUUUGAAUUUCUUAUUAAAUCACACACCAACACUGAGACAUAUCGAUAUCAGUGGAUGUGAAACUAUUGCUACGUAUCCUGAUACAGAAGUAUUUAUUGAGAAUCCAGAAGUUUGUACUUUAAUUUCAAGUAUGUCUUCUGACGUGUACGAGUGUUGGGUUUGUUUGUGGCGAAGGAAAGGUAUUGCGAGAAGAUUAUCACACAAUCUUGUGAUUGUUAAACCUAUGACGUAUUGAGAAUUGUUACUUUUACAUGUACAGUACUUAUAUAUUUUGUAUGCAAUUUGUAUAGGGUAGUUUAUUGGAAUACAACAUUUUUAUACAUAUAGAACUGGAUAUUUAACUAAUUUUAUAUAAUUUUUAAUAAAAUGUUUCAUUCAAAUAAUUUUAAAAA